Messenger RNA from Notolabrus celidotus (New Zealand spotty), 4661 nucleotides. It is a transcript of the gene agbl5, whose product is annotated as ATP/GTP binding protein-like 5. Lineage: Eukaryota; Metazoa; Chordata; Actinopteri; Labriformes; Labridae. The transcript is spliced from 17 exons. Gene Ontology annotation, molecular function: zinc ion binding; metallocarboxypeptidase activity. The record is from RefSeq and is a predicted model, not a curated record. Gene Ontology annotation, biological process: proteolysis; protein deglutamylation. Bases 200 to 3193 code for a protein of 997 amino acids.
CAGGCAGCGUUCAUUUUCCCGGAGCGCCGUGAAGGCAACAUCUAGAGGGACGUGAAGGCAGCAUCUCUGUGAAUUGAGGGUUGAGAAGGACGAUGAAAACAAAAAUGGACAUCGAUCGAAAAUAACCAAGCAGUCUGGGUCAGACCUCUGACUGGCACCACAAAAAGAACCAGAAGGGAGAAAACAGCAGGACAGAACCAUGGAGGCUCGCUUUGGUAAUAUUGUGCUCAGCUCCAAGUUUGACUCAGGAAACCUGGCCCGUGUGGAGAAGGUGGAGAAGGGCAGCACCAGCCCUUCAAGUGAUGUAGCUCCGGCUGGGGUUUUGCCCUCAGGGUCAAACGCCACCCCUGACUACGAGUUCAAUGUGUGGACGCAGCCUGACUGCGCCGGCACAGAACAUGAGAAUGGAAACAGAUCAUGGUUUUACUUCAGUGUGCGGGGUGCUGCACCUGGAAAGCUACUCAAGAUCAGUGUUAUGAACAUGAACAACCAGAGGAAGCUCUACAGCCAGGGCAUGGCACCUCUCGUACGCACUUUACCUGGCAAGAACCGGUGGGAAAGGAUCCGAGACAGACCAACAACUGAGAUUGUAGAUAACCAAUUCAUACUGUCAUUCACUCACCGCCUGUCAGAGGUGCGAGGGGCCACCACCUACUUCUCCUUCUGCUUCCCUUUCUCUUACACUGAGUGUCAGGAUAUGCUGCAGCAGUUUGAUAAUUGCAACCCCAAUGCUGCUCUACUCAGCCCGAGCAGUGCGCCAGAUACCUUGUAUUAUCACAGAGAGUUGCUGUGCAAAUCCCUCGACGGCAACAGGGUGGACCUGCUCACUGUGACCAACUGCAGCGGCAUGCAGACGGAGAGAGAACCACGUCUGCCUAAGUUGUUUCCUGACACCAACACUCCAAGACCACACUGCUUCCCUGGCAAAAGGGUGUUUUUCCUCAGCAGCCGAGUGCACCCCGGGGAGACUCCUUCAUCCUUUGUGUUUAACGGUUUCCUCAGCUUUAUCCUGAGAAGAGACGACCCUCGAGCCCAUGUGCUUCGAAACAUGUUUGUGUUCAAGCUCAUUCCCAUGCUUAACCCAGACGGAGUUGUUCUUGGACACUACAGGACUGAUUCCAGGGGUGUGAACUUAAAUAGGCAAUACCUGAACCCCAGCCCUGAGCUGCACCCUUCCAUCUAUGCAGCCAAAACACUGCUGCUCUACCACCAUACACACAACCGCCUUCACACCACACAGUCAAGUACUCACUCUGUCUGCCUCCCACACACACGGAACCCUCCCCUCAAUGUCAAACCCUCCAAUCAGCAUCAGUCUCCCCCCUUCACUGCCCUUGAAGUAAGCUUGAACCAACGAAAUGCAGAGAAAGACGCAAUGCCUGUACUGCCAGAGGUUCCCAUGGUGACAGAGGAGAACGUUUGGGUCACCACAGAAAUGGGGAAGGGAGACGAGAACAGCUCAUCCUGCUCCUCAGAGACUGUAGCACCUGUGCAUGUGGAGGUAACAGUAUCAGAGACUGUAGAACCUGCCAAUGUGGAGGUAACAAUACCAGAGGAGGAGGAGGAGGAACAGGAAAUGAUUCCGCCACAAGAGGGGGGCGUGGCUUAUUAUGUGGACUUACAUGGCCACGCCUCCAAACGGGGAUGCUUCAUGUAUGGAAACAGCCUUUCAGAGGAGAGCCAACAGGUAGAGAACAUGCUGUACCCGAGGCUGAUCGCUGUGAACUCUGCUCACUUUGAUUUCCUGGGCUGUAACUUCUCUGAGAAAAACAUGUAUGCUCGAGACAAGAGGGACGGCCAGUCUAAGGAGGGCAGCGGGAGGGUGGCCAUGCACAAAGCCAUCGGACUGCUCCACAGCUACACUUUGGAGUGCAACUACAACACAGGCAAAACCAUGAACACCAUCCCCCCUGCUUGUCAUGACAACGGACGGGCAACCCCACCUCCACCUCCGUCAUUCCCUCCAAAAUACACUCCAGAAAUAUUUGAACAGGUUGGGCGCGCUGUGGCUGUCUCAGCCCUGGAUAUGGCAGAAUGUAACCCCUGGCCAAGGCUGGUGCUGUCCGAGCACAGCUGCCUGACAAACCUUCGAGCCUGGGUCCUCAAACACGUCCGCAACACCAAAGGCCUGAACACACACGUACAUGCUCAUCCUCCAAUAAGAAUACACCACAGUGGUAGCAGGGCUUCACCGCCAAAGAGCUUAAACAAUUGUCUGUCGGGCUCAGCGUCAGAGAACCACCUCAGUCGAGUUCGCUGCAACAGUACCAGCAGCAGCCAGACGCCCUCCCCAAAGAUGCACAACUCCCCGAGCUUCACUUUUGGCUGCCCCCCACCUCGAUCUCACACACAGCACAACAACACACACAGCAGCGGACGUGGAGGCAACAAGACACUCGGGCCGGUCAGGGACCCUAAGGCUCAGGAGAAAAGACGAGCCCCUCACCACCGCUCCAUCCUACGGUCUCCCAGCAACAGUCACACACCCUCCCGUCCCCCACACUCACCCCCUUCCUCUUCCUCGUCCUCGUCUUCCUCAGUGUGUGCAGCGGGUUCGUGUCCCCUCCCGGCCUCCGUCAGUAUGACAGGCCUCAGCUGCCCAGACUUUCAAGCUGGUUCACCUACUUCACCCAGUUGGUCCAGAUUGCCUUUCCCCAUGCGUGCUGGGCGUGUGGGGAAGGGUUGUCGAACUCUCACGAUCACUCAUCCUCCUGCACAGGCUCCUACAGAGCUGGCUGCUAAAGACCAGGGGCCUGAACACAUCCUUUCAUCCAUCAAAUUUAGCAAGUGUGAGCUUCAACCUCCUCUGAGCCGUAUCCCCAUCCGCAGGGUGGAGUCAACUGAAACCCCUCCCACACAUGUGAGUAAAGCAGCCCUUACCAGCAUCAGCACAGUCUCACCUGGAGACAAGGACAAGUCAGCCACCAUGAAGGUCUGGAAACUGCUCAGACCUGGCCUCCAUCGACACCUGUCCCUGUCAGGUGUCACGGGGAAAGAAGCUGCCAUACAGUUGGCCUCUAAAGCACUAAAAAAGAAGAGCAGUGACAGGGGUUUCCUCUGCAAAGGAAAUACUAUCAUAGAAACCACGCCAGAGAGGGAUGAAACUCUGCAACAGAUUGAGGAGACCCCAGUGCUGACUCCUCCUGAGACUGUAAAUAUGCGUGAAACGGUGACGCUGUGUGGAGAAGCUUAGGAACUGCACUGAGAAGAAGACACUUGUCUGUAUUGGAUUAAUGUGAGCCCAAAUCAACAUAUUUCAAUGGACACCUUUUAAAAUAGGAAACAGAAGAUUCUGUCAAUGUCAAUUGGGGUAUUUUAAUGUGCAAUACAUUAUUUAUAACACUAUCUAUCCAGAUAUUUUAGAGGAUGUGUGGUAUUUGAAACCAUUGCAGUUAAACACUGUCAGACUUGCAGAAAGACUGUCCAGUAAAUCCUUAGAGCAGCUUUACUGAAGCAGCUGGGGCCUAAGUGCCUUGCUCAAUGAUACCAUAGCAGAAAGAAGAUGGGAAGAGGUAAAAACUCUCCAGCUGAUCAAUAAUCUGUUGACUUGAAAUAACCUGAAACAUUUCAUUUAUCAUCACUGUACAUAUCGGUUUUUAAAUUUCUCUCAUUGUCUUCUGCUGACUAUUUCCCAAAACAGAUGUCACAUGCACUCAGACCGACACUGUAAUGCACUGAUAUGUAUUUCACAUUCAGCCACUAACACUAAUGAAGCAAAGGGUUGAUUGUCACUUAAGACUGAUGAGCACAGCAGCACCUUUACACCCACCUGAUUUUCACUCUGAGUUUAGACACAGACAUGUGAGUGAAGUGUGUUUUUAAUCAUAUUAUUCCAGAGAGUUGUUGUGCUUUGAAUUCUUUCUGUGAAGGGUAUUCACCUGCCAUUGGACUUUUUCGUGUUUUAUUUUAAACUGACUGAAAACAAAGAAACAAAUAGGAUUGAGCUUUAGUAAAUGUAAGUACCUGUUCAAUUAUUCAACACACCUGAGUCAUUUCCGGUGGGCUCAUUCGUUUUUUUAGAAUAGGGUCAGAGUAUUGUGAGGUGAGCUAUCUAAACACUAGACAGCUGUAUGACUACAUACAGAAGGCCAUGUGUUCAUCCAAAUCAGAGAGAGGACACAAUGACACAGUGUGUGUCACUGCAGGGCUUGUGGGUUUGGGAAAUCCCUGGGUAAAAUGAAUGCAGUAAAACAGAAGAACCUGCAGAAGCCUGACAGAGAAGUGGACAUUCAUUUUCCUAUUAAUUAAUUUUCUACAUUCAUUUUUGUAGAAACAGGUAUCUAAGAGAUUAUUUAAUUUUUUGUCAUGUUCUUGCCCACACACGGUUAUAUAACUGAUAAAACAUGACAACAGUCCAAAGGGUGGGGAAAUACUUGUACACACUUUGUCUGUAUUGAAUAUAUUUUCCUUGUCACAUUCCUUUAGAGAUUUAUUUGCCCAGCACACCAGUAUGAGAACAUAUCUUGAAGUAACAUAUUGUAUAUUCAUAGGAUAUACAUAUUUUGUGCAAGGAGCUCUGUUUUUAAAUGUUAUAAGCAUAUCUUAUGCUAAGUGAUAAAUUGACUGACUUUGACCAAAUUAUUUUAACUGUUACUGGAAUAAUACUGUGUUGGAACUCGAAAAAGACUUGAAACAUAAAUAAAUUAUCUUGAAAAAUCUCA